AUGAUUCGCCAGUUGCAAGUACUUGGAAUCAAAUGCGAUAACCAUCCUUCAGUUCGUAUCAGUUGCAGAUUCAGGGCUGUUGCACGUACGGCAACUCGUGCAGUUUUGCGUGCGUUUUCUCCGUAUCCGAUUGAGAUCCUUCCCAGAAAACUGCAAAGCAGAUACUUUUCACCGGUUAACGCGUUCACCAGAAUAGGUACGAUCAUAAGAGACCACAAUAUUCUGAGGCCUCAGCCAGUAGUAGAUCUUCUGGCAGUCAAUCAAAAGAAAGUACGACUACAAGUUAAUUUUCAAACGUUUUUUGGGAAAGUGAUGUAUUUGAUUUCAAAUUCGGAAAUUAUCAAAUUAAUUUUUGUGAUUAUUGAUCGCAAGUAUAGCCCAUUGAAAGAAAAAACAUUUCCAGAGGCAUCUCUAGGAGCUAAGUUACCGGAAGGUGCAGCAGCGAAAUGUUCUGUAGCUCCAGAACACAAACUGUCGGCAUCUGCAGCUGAAUUUGUACCGUCAUGGAUGAAAGCACCACAAGUUGAACAAACUUAUGCCAAUGCGUCUGGGUCAACCCCUGUCUUGCCACUCUGUCCGUAUUUCGAGGCCGGAAAUUGUGAGAAAGGUGAUGAGUGUGAGUUUGUCCACGGAAUGGUUUGUGAUAUGUGUAACUAUGCGUGUCUGCAUCCAGCAGACUCCGAGCAACGUGCACAGCACAAACGUGAAUGUAUGGCUGCACACGAGGCAGCUAUGGAAGAGGCCUUCGCUGAGGCACGAUCAGCGGAUAAAGUGUGUGGAAUCUGUAUGGAAUCAAUCAGAGAACGUGAUGCGCGUUUCGGUAUUUUGGAGGGGUGUCGUCACUGCUUCUGUUUGGAAUGUAUUCGCAAAUGGCGUCGCAACCAGAGUGAAGAUUUCGAGAAGGAGACAGUUCGCAGUUGUCCGGAGUGUCGUACACAUUCGGAUUUCGUUAUACCUGCAAAAUAUUGGGUAGAAGAUGCGAAUGAUAAGAAGAAAUUAAUUGAUGACUUUCGCGCGAAUGCAAAACAGAAGAGGUGCAAAUACAUGAAGAAAGGGAAUGUGGACGAUUGUCCGUUUGGUAAUAAGUGCUUCUAUAAACAUCAGCUACCGGACGGCACAGUUGUCGAAGGCAAGAGUCCCCGUCAACUGAGACGUAACGCAGCACCUCGGUUAAUGUUUCAUAUUUGA
Molecule: messenger RNA, 1188 nt
Organism: Anisakis simplex (herring worm)
Lineage: Eukaryota; Metazoa; Nematoda; Chromadorea; Rhabditida; Anisakidae
Source: the annotation of a GenBank genome assembly